Molecule: messenger RNA, 2675 nt
Organism: Leopardus geoffroyi (Geoffroy's cat)
Lineage: Eukaryota; Metazoa; Chordata; Mammalia; Carnivora; Felidae
Gene: RBCK1
Product: RANBP2-type and C3HC4-type zinc finger containing 1
Exons: 13
Coding region: 515-2047 (510 amino acids)
Biological process (GO): positive regulation of canonical NF-kappaB signal transduction; proteasome-mediated ubiquitin-dependent protein catabolic process; protein linear polyubiquitination
Cellular component (GO): LUBAC complex
Molecular function (GO): ubiquitin-protein transferase activity; ubiquitin binding
Source: RefSeq, a predicted model, not a curated record
GCCCCCCGCCCCUUCCCGUGGCGGUGCGGGCGCGGCCUGCAGGGUGAGUGAGGGUCGGGGAGUCCCGGAUCAGCCCAACAGGGGUCACCCCGGUCAAGGUCCUUGAGCACCACGGACCACCGCGACCCCGGCGCAGGGCGGGCGCCGCCGGGGACUGCGUAGGUGCCAGUCGCCGCCGGGUGUGCCGGGCGGUUGAGGGGGAGGGUGUCCGGAUGUCCCGACAGUCUGCUGCCCCACUUCCGGGGCCUCCACUUUCACUUUCCCUUUCGCUGUAGCUGCUCCCCUCCCCUCCCGACUGUCUGGGGCCGCCCCGCAGGGGAGGGAGUGUGGCUGCAAUCCCCGGCGCCAGGGGUGUUCCCAGAAGCGAGAAGUUGGGGGAGGGGGAGGGCCCUCCCCAGGGACUAACAGCGCCCGGCUGUGCGGCGUCACCCUCAUCCCUGCACCAGGUGACCCAGGGAUAGCAUUUCUCCGGAGCUGCUGCCCCCGCCUGGGGGCAUGGGCGCAACCACGCCAGAUGGACGAGAAGACCAAGAAAGCCGAGGAGAUGGCCCUGAGACUCACCCGAGCAGUGGCAGGCGGGGAUGAACACGUGGCAGUGCAGUGUGCCAUCUGGCUGGCAGAGCAACGGGUGCCCCUGAGUGUGCAACUGAAGCCUGAGGUCUCCCCAACACAGGACAUCAGGCUGUGGGUGAGUGUGGAGGAUGCUCAGAUGCACACAGUCACCAUCUGGCUCACAGUGCGUCCGGACAUGACAGUGGCUUCCCUCAAGGACAUGGUAUUCCUGGACUACGGCUUUCCACCCGUCCUACAGCAGUGGGUCAUUGGGCAGCGGCUGGCCCGGGACCAGGAAACCCUGCACUCCCAUGGGGUGCGGCGGAAUGGGGACAGCGCCUACCUCUACCUGCUGUCAGCCUGCAACACCUCACUUAACCCUCAGGAGCUGCAGCGGGAGAGGCAGUUGCGGAUGCUGGAAGAUCUGGGCUUCAAGGACCUCACGCUUCAGCCCCGGGGCCCCCUGGAGCCAGCCCCCACCAAGCCCGGAGCCCCCCAGGAGCCGGGGCGGGGCCAGCCCGAAGCGGCGCCCGAACCCCCGCCGGUGGGCUGGCAGUGCCCCGGCUGCACCUUCAUUAACAAGCCCACGAGGCCUGGCUGCGAGAUGUGCUGCCGGGCGCGGCCUGAGGCCUACCAGGUUCCCGCCUCGUACCAGCCGGACGAGGAGGAGAGAGCGCGCCUGGCGGGCGAGGAGGAGGCGCUGCGCCAGUACCAGCAGCGGAAGCAGCAGCAGCAGGAGGGAAACUACCUGCAACACGUCCAGCUGGAUCAGAGGAGCCUGGUGCUGAACACCGAGCCCACCGAGUGCCCCGUGUGCUACUUGGUGCUGGCGCCCGGCGAUGCCGUGGUGCUGCGUGAGUGUCUGCACGCCUUCUGCAGGGAGUGUCUGCAGGGCACCAUCCGCAACAGCCAGGAGGCCGAGGUCUCCUGCCCCUUCAUUGACAACACGUACUCGUGCUCGGGCAAGCUGCUGGAGAGGGAGAUCCGGGCGCUGCUGCCCCCCGAGGAUUACCAGCGAUUUCUGGACCUGGGCGUCUCCAUCGCGGAAAACCGCAGUGCCUUCAGCUACCACUGCAAGACCCCGGACUGUAAGGGAUGGUGCUUCUUUGAGGAUGAUGUCAACGAGUUUACCUGCCCAGUGUGCUUCCACGUCAACUGCCUGCUGUGUAAGGCCAUCCACGAGCAGAUGAACUGCAAGGAGUACCAGGACGACCUGGCCCUGCGGGCCCAGAACGAUGUGGCCGCCAGGCAGACAACAGAGAUGCUCAGGUCCAUGCUGCAGCAGGGCGAGGCCAUGCACUGCCCACAGUGCCGCAUCGUGGUGCAGAAGAAGGAUGGCUGUGACUGGAUCCGCUGCACCGUCUGCCACACCGAAAUCUGCUGGGUCACCAAGGGCCCACGCUGGGGGCCUGGGGGCCCAGGAGACACCAGUGGGGGCUGCCGUUGCCGGGUGAAUGGGAUUCCUUGCCACCCUAGCUGUCAGAACUGCCACUAGCUGAGGAUGGUCUGAUCCCUACGCUGACCCAGCCCCCCAUCCAUCCCCAUGCUGCUGUGGGACAGGGCUGGUGCUUUGGCUCUCAUUUGUGGCCUGGGAGAUGCCUGUUGUGCUUGGCUGAGACGGAGGCCUUGUGGAGACCAAGGCCCCUGAGCUACGUGGAUGGCUUUGUUUGCAAAAGGGAUGUUGCAGCCUGAGCUCCCAGUGCGUGUUGUCCCUGGCUGCAUCUGCCCCAGUGCCUUUGCCCUCCCUCUGGGGCUUGCUGGCCAGACCUCUCAGCUCUUCUCUGUGGCUCUUCGGAACUCUGCCUGACCCAGACUUAAACACGGCCCUGGCCAGAGGUCUUGCAGGAUGGAAUCUCUGAGAGCCUCGUGUGAGUCCACACUCCUCGCUUCCACCACCCUCGUCUGCUGAACACGUGUAGCCCACCGCUUCGCCAGCGGCGUUGUGGGGCCGGCUUUUCUCUGUCUUUGCGGUCAGAGGCCUGGGGCCUCUUAUAGAACUGCUGCUAGUCCUGUUCAGAGCCCCGAGAGAGACCUGGCGGUUUCUAAAGCACAGCCCAUCGGGUUCAUCGUCCACGGCUCCCUCUUUGCUGCUGUGUAAGCUAAUUAAAAUGGCUUUUCAGGAA